AUGUCAUUCUCCAACUCGGGCGGGACGUUGGCUCUGCCAUCACCCACGCACGCCCAUCAGAUUGAUGUUUCUUCUGCCGUCCGCACCCUCCGCCGCUCUCUCUCCCGAUCACCAUCUAAGUUUCUCUCUCGCACAAGCUCUCAGAACUCCGACCACUCGCUGCCAGCUUCUCCCCGGACGCCUUCUAGACGCUUUGUGCUCACGCCGAAACACCAUCAUCGGCUUACUGCUGCCCAUCCGCACUCUGCGCCACCUGCCGCUGCUGCACUCGUGCAAUCCACAACGCCUUUGCAGUCCCCUGUCUUGACGCCACUACGUCCCAGUGUUCGACUGUCGCUGCGCAGCGCAAAGGCUACAAAAACCCUAUCGCCCGCCCGCCAACUCGCACGCCGCUCCUCACCCAAGAGUCCGAUCAAACGCAGCCUCAACACCACGUCGGAUUCCAUCAACUACGCCCGCCCCGCAACCUCCGCCUCUCCUCGACAUCGAUUUUCGCCUGGCCAGGAAAACGCACGCGGAAGCGCCGCCGUUCUCAAGAGUCUCGAUAAAAAACCUUCGCGCCACAGUCUUCAUCUCGACGUUUCUGGCUCCUCGCAAGCUGCCUUCCUCAAAGCCCUGGACCUAACGCCCGAAUACAUGGUUUCGACCACUGGUGCCCUCAAGCGCAGUGAUGCGACCAUGAAUCUGGAUCAUCCCAAUCAAGGCAGCCCAGUGGCCAAACGCCGCAGCAUGCACGGCAUCGCCACUUUUGGCAACCCCGAAGGCUUCAGCAUUUUUGGCAGCAACACUACCUCUUCUCAAAGUUUCGACAUUCACGAGGACACGCAUACUGAAUACGAGCUUUCAGCCAUGCCUGUCGCAUUUCACGGCGAUGCCCUCUCUUCUUCCGCUUCCUCCUCACCAUCCUCUUCCGUUCCCAAGCGUUCCUCAUCUCUCCGCAAAUCAACACUACAGCAGCGCUCUCUAGGCAGACGCACAGGUGAGCGCCAGCUUGCCCAAUUAUCUUCGGACCUCUCCACUCCCAGUAGAAGCAGGCCACGACUUUCUACCGACCACUUUGUGCCUCCUCAGGUACCUCGAGACAGUCCAUUCUCAAAUGUGACUCCUCUACCAAACCCGUCCAUGCACCCGCUGGACAGCAAAUUGCACCAACCUCACCCCCUCUCUAAAACUCUGACCACAUCUUCAUCCGGGAACAGCCUGACCGAGGAAGAGCCUGCUUUCCAGGCACCCCCCAAGCCCAGCUUUGAACGCUUUGAGCGGCCCAAGUCGCAUCCUUUCUCCCGCUCUCUCCCUGCCAACGCCACCCGUCCUACUGCGCGAUCCACCCAUGACCACACAAAGGCAGUGGCGACGCCAAACCACGCAAAUCUGUGGGUUGGCGCCUUCAACUCGACAGGCUUGAUUUCCAAGGUGAACCGCAACCCCGAGGAGGAGGCGGACAGAAAGUUCGCCCCGCCUGACACGCCGUGCAAGAAGCACGGCAACCCGUUUGCUACCUUUCCCCCUCAAGCAGGAAACGGCAUGAGGAAGCGAGGUAAUAGCAGAGGCUCCUUUGCUGGCAUACCCUCUACACCAUUUUCGGCUACACCUAUCCGUGCCCCGGACACAUUCGGCAAUCUCGCCAAGGGCAUGACCAUUUUCCAGCGCGGCCCAUCCGGGUUCCGUGCUCGUCGGGGCAGCGUCCUCAGCCUUGAUGGCGAGGAACGCACGCUGUUUGGCGGAAACACUGAUCUGACCAGCAGCUUGGACGCUGACAUUCCUCCAACACCCACCAAGAAUAGUUUGACCCCUAGCUUGAGCAACCUGAGUGAGCAGUCUCUGGAGAGCCCAAGUGCAAACCGUACCUUUGUGCUCCCUCCUCUCUCUGCUGUCAAACAGUUGCCUCCUCGAUCCUCGACCGCGUCUCCCAUCGAGAGACAGCGCACGCCCCAAACUCCACAGGAGGGCGUUCUGCCAGCUGAGAAGAACCGCCCCUCUCCCUCACAGAUCAACGAAGCCGCCGAAAGCUCCAUGCCGCCUCCCGUCACGCCCACUACCGCUAGAGACUUCCGCUCUUCCACCAGCAUAUUUGUAACUCCUGUCAAUGAUCGCAACAGCGACCUUGAUAUCGAUGCAAGCCUGUAUUCAAAGUUCGACAAGGUUGAACAGGUGGGCAAAGGUGAAUUUUCUACAGUCUAUCGCGUCACCAAGACGAACCGGGACCUAUUCUCCGGGUCUCUAUCUAUGACACCAGCACAUCUUGGCCAAAGCCCAACGAGGAGCCAAGUGUAUGCAGUCAAGAAGAGCAGGCACCCUUAUCACGGACUCAAGGACCAAGAGAUCAAGCUACGUGAGGCUCGUAUCCUUCAGGCCUUGUCCCAUGCCGAGCAUGUUGUACACUACGUUGACGACUGGGAGCACAAGUCCCAUCUUUACAUCCAGACGGAAUUUUGUGAAGAAGGUACUUUGGAAAAGUUCCUGGGUACUGUGGGUCGUGGUGGACGCCUGGACGAUUUCCGCAUCUUCAAGAUUCUACAGGACCUCUCCCUGGGUCUGAAGGAGAUUCAUGAUGCCGGUUUUAUGCACUUGGACAUGAAGCCCGCCAACAUUUUUAUCAACUUUGAGGGUGCUCUGAAGAUCGGCGAUUUUGGCCUCGCACAGGCCUGCUCUGCGAUAACCAGUGUAGAAACGGAAGGCGACAGAGAGUACAUGGCGCCCGAGAUGCUCAAGGGUCAGGUGGGCCAGCCGGCUGAUGUCUUUUCUCUUGGACUCAUCAUCUUGGAGGUCGCAGCCAACGUUGUGCUUCCACCCAAUGGUCCCACAUGGAUUGCUCUCCGGUCUGGAGACCUUUCGGAAGUCCCCAGCCUCACUUGGACGCCCUCCAAUGAGGUCAAGCGGGAUACCAGCGGCCAUCCUCUCGAAUUUGUGCACAGCAACGAAUUCUUGGCGAACAAGCACAGCAGAGGAAACGUUCCGAAAGCUUUCAAGAAUACUGAUACUGAUUUCAGCCAGCAGCCCUCCUUCAUGGUUGACGCCUUCCACCCAAGCUCUCUGGACUCUAUCGUUCGCUGGAUGACUGCUAAAGAGCCUAGCGACAGACCCCGCAUCGAUCAGGUUCUGGAGCUCGAGGGGCUGCAGUGGCUCGCUGAACAUCGCAACGCACCCGCCACCGUCUAUGAAGGAAGCUGGGGUCUGGAAGAUAUGCCCCCGGUGGCGAUUGCCUUUGACAGCGAUACCGAAAUGACAGACGUCUAA
Messenger RNA from Cordyceps militaris CM01, 3237 nucleotides. Its product is annotated as Protein kinase-like domain. Gene Ontology annotation, biological process: protein phosphorylation. Bases 1 to 3237 code for a protein of 1078 amino acids. The record is from RefSeq and is a predicted model, not a curated record. NCBI's taxonomy places the organism in Eukaryota, Fungi, Ascomycota, Sordariomycetes, Hypocreales, Cordycipitaceae. Gene Ontology annotation, molecular function: protein kinase activity; ATP binding. The transcript has a single exon.